AUGACUCUUUUUCUUUUACUGGAAACUCUUUAUGCUACUUGCUUUUUAACUUUGGUUUCAUCAGACUUUUUGAGUAAAAAGGUGCUGAAGAGGGUGAACAAAUGGGUAAAAAAAGAAACCAGCGGAUUAAUUCAAGACUUUCUCCCUAAUGGAGCCGUCGAUGAUGAAACAAAGGUUAUACUGGAGAAUGCAAUCUAUUUCAAAAUCUGUUGGAGGAGGCACAAUCAUUUUACGCCAUCUCUUACAGAGAAGUCUGAGUUCUAUUUACUUGGUGGCAAGAAAUCAGUAAGAAUUCCCUUCAUGUCUACUAGUAACGGUGCUUAUCAACGGAUUAAAUGUCAUAAAAGCUUCAAAGUACUUGAACUCCCAUACCAAUUAGGAACACAAGAAAAUGCUCCAUAUUUUUCUAUGUAUAUAAUUUUACCUGAGCAACGAGAUGGGCUUGGUGAACUUAUUGAGAAGGUGAGCUCGGAUUCAGCUGGUUUUCUCGAUCGAUAUAUCUCGGUAGAUCAUCCAUAUGUUCCAACUAGACAAUUCAAGAUUCCAAAGUUCGCUAUCAUUUUUGAUUUUGAAGUAUCACGAGUGUUCAAGGAGUUCGGAAUAGUUUUGGCUUUUGAUGAAUCCAGAGCAGAGCUGAUUGAGAUGGUGAAUAUUCGUAAUCCUAGUGAUGUACACAAGCUUCAUGUUUCCAAGGUUUAUCACAAGUGUUUUGUUGAAGUUAAUGAAGAAGGAACUGAAGCUGCUGCUUCUACAGCUGUUUAUGGACAACGACAGCGUUGUUUAAAUAGUCAUCCCCCUCCUCCUCCUCCUGUUGAUUUUGUUGAUGAUCAUCCUUUCAUGUUCAUAAUCAGAGAGGAGAGAAGUGAAGUGGUUUUGUUCAUUGGGCAUGUCCUCGAUCCUUCGCUAAAGUCGUGA
Papaver somniferum (opium poppy) is the source of this 915-nucleotide messenger RNA. Its product is annotated as serpin-ZX-like. The record is from RefSeq and is a predicted model, not a curated record. The transcript has 2 exons. Gene Ontology annotation, molecular function: serine-type endopeptidase inhibitor activity. The coding region runs from base 1 to 915 and encodes 304 amino acids. Lineage: Eukaryota; Viridiplantae; Streptophyta; Magnoliopsida; Ranunculales; Papaveraceae.